UGUCUUUAGGGAAGAUUUGACGCGGAUCUGGACCUCGGAUCUGGACCGGACUGAGUCUGGACCAAACCAGAACCAGACCUGGACUAAGCCUGGUUUAAAGCUGGAGUUUAAGUGAGCCGGGUUUAACAUGUCUCUGGUCGACAAGCACAAAGUGAAACGACAAAGGCUCGACCGCAUCUGUGAAGGUAUCCGUCCUCAGAUCAUGAACGGCCCUCUCCACCCUCGCCCGUUGGUGGCGCUGUUGGACGGCCGAGACUGCACGGUGGAGAUGCCCAUCCUCAAAGACCUGGCCACCGUGGCGUUCUGCGACGCUCAGUCCACGCAGGAGAUCCACGAGAAGGUGCUGAACGAGGCGGUGGGGGCCAUGAUGUACCACACCAUCACUCUGACCAGAGAAGACCUGGAGAAGUUCAAAGCUCUGAGGAUCAUCAUCAGGAUCGGCAGCGGCUACGACAACAUCGACAUCAAGGCCGCCGGCGAGCUCGGCAUCGCGGUGUGUAACAUCCCGUCGGCGGCGGUGGAGGAGACGGCCGACUCCGCCCUGUGUCACGUGUUGAACUUGUACAGGAGGAACACGUGGCUGUACCAGGCGCUGAGGGAGGGCACCAGGGUCCAGAGUGUGGAGCAGAUCAGGGAGGUGGCAUCAGGAGCAGCGCGCAUCAGAGGAGAGACGCUCGGACUCAUCGGGUUUGGUCGCGCGGGGCAGGCGGUGGCGGUGCGCGCGAAGGUCUUCGGGUUCAACGUGAUUUUCUACGACCCGUAUCUCCAGGACGGACUGGAGCGAUCCCUCGGCGUCCAGCGAGUUUACACGCUACAAGAUCUACUGUACCAGAGCGACUGCGUGUCUCUGCACUGCAACCUGAACGAACACAACCACCACCUGAUCAACGACUUCACCAUCAAACAGAUGCGUCAGGGUGCAUUUCUGGUGAACACAGCCAGGGGGGGCCUCGUGGACGAGAAGGCCCUGGCUCAGGCGCUGAAGGAGGGCAGGAUACGAGGAGCGGCGCUGGACGUGCACGAAACCGAACCGUUCACAUUUGCGCAGGGUCCACUGAAGGACGCCCCAAACCUGAUCUGCACCCCCCACACGGCCUGGUACAGUGAACAGGCCUCACUGGAGAUGAGAGAAGCAGCAGCCACAGAGAUCAGGAGAGCACUCACAGGUCGGAUCCCGGACAGUUUGAGGAAUUGUGUAAACAAAGAGUUCUUCAUCACUUCUGGACCUUGGGCGAUAAUGGACCAAACAGGAGUUCACCCUGAGCUCAACGGCGCCGCCUACAGAUUCCCUCCCGGAGUGGGCGUGGUGGGCGUGUCUCCUGGUUCUCUUCCUGGUUCUGCUCUGGAGGGGCUGGUGCCGUCGGGCGGAGUCCCCGUGUCCCACAGCCUCCCGUCGGGUACUCACCCCUCGCAGACCCCCUCCCCCAACCAGCCGUCGUCCAAGCCCCACGCCGAGCCCCGGGAGCACCUCACCGAGCAAUAACGCCUCCGGAAACGCCUCCCUCUGGACACGCCUCCCUCUGGACACGCCUCCCUCUGGACACGCCUCCCUCUGGACACGCCUCCCUCUGGACACGCCUCCCUCUGGACACGCCUCCCUCUGGAAACUUCUCCCUCCGACGCCGUCAAACUGUUCUGGAAAAUAGAAACGGACAUUUGUGAAGCGAGCGGACGCCGUGUGGAUUUUCACAUAUUCAAAAAUUCCAGUUUCA
Periophthalmus magnuspinnatus is the source of this 1712-nucleotide messenger RNA. RefSeq names its product C-terminal-binding protein 2. Gene Ontology annotation, molecular function: oxidoreductase activity, acting on the CH-OH group of donors, NAD or NADP as acceptor; NAD binding; transcription corepressor activity. Bases 128 to 1483 code for a protein of 451 amino acids. NCBI's taxonomy places the organism in Eukaryota, Metazoa, Chordata, Actinopteri, Gobiiformes, Gobiidae. The transcript is spliced from 9 exons. The record is from RefSeq and is a predicted model, not a curated record.